Messenger RNA from Perognathus longimembris pacificus (Pacific pocket mouse), 2780 nucleotides. It is a transcript of the gene Ttf1, whose product is annotated as transcription termination factor 1. NCBI's taxonomy places the organism in Eukaryota, Metazoa, Chordata, Mammalia, Rodentia, Heteromyidae. The record is from RefSeq and is a predicted model, not a curated record. The transcript is spliced from 12 exons. Bases 102 to 2411 code for a protein of 769 amino acids.
GAGGUAGGGGCCUGCCCACCCAGCUCCAAGGCUGAGAGGUGAGGCUAAUGUUUAAAAUGCAAAAAUAAACCACCGUUGUCACAUUUCCAUAAAGGAACAGAAUGGAAGGAAAACCAAGCAGAUAUGAAAUCCACACACCAGUACCAGACAAGAAAAAGAAGAAGUAUUCUGUAUAUAAGAAAAAAAAACAGAAAUGGGCUCAGGAAAGUUUCAGAGACUCCUCUGUGGCAAGUGACCAGCCUCAGGUGAAUAAGAAGAGGAGGAGGAAAGACGUCCAGCAGCUCAUGUCUCCUUUAGAAAAAUCAGAAUUGUGCGACAAGACUGAAAAGACCACUUCUACACACAAAAAGAAGAAAAAGAGGCAAAAUGUUGUUUGGGAAGUUGAAGAAACCGGCGUCGUGCGAGUCCUUGUGGAUAAAAAAAACAUUGAGAACAUGCCAAAGGAUUUUAGAAAGGAUGUGGAUAUGGUUUAUGUUGCUAUGAGUGAGGAACAAAAAUCAGCAAAAGCAGACAAAACAGGCAAACUGAAUACAGUUGCUAAGAUGGAUAAAAAUGCAUCAAAACAAUUUUGUAAAAAAGCUAAGAAGAAAAAGAGUAAGACUCCAGAGGGGAAGGUUGCAUUCUGGGACAUCACACAGGAAAGCCAGAAGGCAAGCAUCGCCCCACCCGAGUCAGAAUCACACACACAGCAGUCCUUGCCUUCUGUGCAUCUCCAAGGCAAAAACAUAGAUCUCCCAGUGUCUGCUAAGAAAAUCAAGCCCAAGAAAAAAAAGAAAAAAUUGUCUGGUAACCAGGAAUUGGGGGCCAUGGCCAUACCUGAGAGUCUUCAUGGCGCCCCCCCUGAAGGAGCCCAGGUGGUUAGCCAGGGGACUGGGGAAGGAGAUGAUGUGUUUAAAAGGGCUAAGGGAUUCCACAGCAUGAAAAAAAAGCCCAAGAAAAGGGCACAGCUGCCUACUGAAAGCACCCCAGAGGCUGGUGAUGAGGUCUCUUUGCUUAGUACAAACACGAGGAACAUACCCUCUGACUCUCCAGAAGGUGAGGGGGUAUUGACAGAAGAAAAUGUGAAUCCCAGGGCACAGAAGAAGACCCAGGCCUCCCGGGCCAGUUCAGGAGAGGAGCAGGUGGAAGAGGUGCAGAGAUUAGAGCCAGCCAGUGAAGAAGAAAGCAACUUGGAACCGUCUGGGGAUUUGGCAACAAGACGCUCAGCUGACGAUUUUGAGGACUGGGAUGUGGACUUGGACUCUGCUGUGAGACAGCUCCAAGAGUUCAUUCCUGACAUCAGUGGAAGGGCAGCCACCACAAUUAAGCGGAUGUACCGGGAUGACCUGGGGCGGUUUCGAGAGUUUAAAGCCCAAGGUGUUGCGAUUAGAUUUGGCAAGUUUUCUGCUAGGGAAAACAAGCAGAUAGAGAAAAAUGUACAAGACUUCCUAGCACUGACAGGAAUUGAGAGUGCAGACAAGCUGCUGCACACAGACAGAUAUCCAGAGGAAAAGUCUACAAUCACCAACUUGAAAAGAAAGCAUGCGUUCAGAGUGCACAUUGGGAAGGACAUUGCCCGGCCUUGGAAACUCGUGUACUAUCGAGCAAAGAAGAUAUUCGAUGUCAAUAAUUACAAAGGCAGGUACAGCAAAGUAGAGACAGACAAGUUGAAGGCAUACCAAUCCAUGCAUGGGAACAACUGGAAGAAGAUUGGCGCGAUGGUGGCCCGCAGCAGCCUCUCGGUGGCCCUGAAGUUCUCCCAGUUGGGCAGUCAAAUAAAUCAUGGUGCCUGGAGUAAGACAGAAACCCAGAGAUUAAUCAAGGCAGUUGAAGAUGUGAUUUUGAAGAAAAUGUCUGUCCAGGAAUUAAUGGAUUUGGAUUCUAGACUUCAAAAAAAUCCUGAAAGUCGCCUAUCAAUUGUCCGGGAGAAACUCUACAGGGGCAUAUCAUGGAUAGAAGUGGAGGCGAGAGUAGAAACCAGGAACUGGAUGCAGUGCAAAAGUAAGUGGAUGGAAAUUUUGACCAAAAGGAUGACUAAUGGCAGGCUCCCAUACCAUGGAGUCAGUGCUCUGCAGGCCAAAAUCAACCUCAUUGAAAGGUUGUAUGCCCUGAAUGUGGAAGAUGCUAAUGAGAUAGAUUGGGAAGUUGUUGCUGGUGCCAUCGGCGAUGUGCCUCCGUUUUAUGUCCAAACUAAAUUUUAUAAGCUGAAAGCUGCCUAUGUUCCCUUUUGGCAGAAAAAGACUUUUCCAGAGAUCAUCGACUACCUUUAUGAGACCUGUCUACCUUUGCUUAAAGAACAGCUAGAAAAGAAGAUGGAGAAAGAAGGCACCCAAAUUCCAACUCCCUCAACACCCAAGCAAGAUUUCCUAUUUAAAGAUAUCUUUUACUGUGAGGAUGAUAGUGAGGGAGAAGGCAUGGAGAAGCACAGUUAACCAGAGACACUCGGAUGUGCAUCUUCAGGAUGGCAAGUUCGAGGACCAGGAUCUGCUCUCCCCUCCCUCACUACCUGUUGGGCUGUCCCUGCCGGUGUGCAUUUCAUCAUCCUGAGCAGGGCAUUGCAGCCUCAGAUCUGUCCGCAAGCCCCUGAACGCAUCAAUGUCAGUUACAUAAAUUGUUUACUCAUUGCCAGUUAGGGUGGCUCAUGCAUGUGCUCACAGCCACUCAGAAGAUACAGGUAGGAGGAUUAUGAUUCAAUUCCAGUCCAGGCAAAUACUGUGAGGCCCUACCUGGAAAAAUAAUUAGAGCAAAAACCAUUUUUAAAGAGCUUGGGAUGGGGCUGGGGAUAUGGCCUAGUGGCAAGA